GAACGGAGGCCGGAGGCAGAGGGCCAGGAGCCGAGGGCCGGGCCGGGCCCGCUGUCGCCGGAGUUGCGAGGAGCCCCCAAGGGCCGAGGGGUCUCAGCAUGUCCUGCGGCGGCGACGGCCCCAGCAGCCAGUUCCCCCUGCACGCCCUGGUCUGGAACAAUGACUACCGGCAGCUGGAGAAGGCGCUGAACGGGCAGAAUGUGGAAGCCCUGGACCCCCGAGGCCGGACCUUACUGCACCUCGCCGUUUCCUUGGGACAUUUGGAGUCCGCCAGAGUCUUGCUCCGACACAAAGCAGAUGUCACCAAAGAGAACCGCCAGGGAUGGACAGUCUUACAUGAAGCAGUGAGCACUGGAGACCCUGAAAUGGUGUACACCAUUCUUCAGCAUCGCGACUACCACAACACGUCCAUGGCACUAGAAGGGGUCCCGGAGCUGCUCCAGAAGAUCCUGGAGGCACCUGAUUUUUAUGUACAGAUGAAAUGGGAAUUCACUAGUUGGGUGCCAUUGGUUUCUAGGAUAUGUCCCAAUGAUGUCUGUCGCAUUUGGAAAAGUGGGGCCAAACUCCGAGUUGAUAUCACAUUAUUGGGCUUUGAAAACAUGAGCUGGAUAAGAGGAAGGCGUAGUUUUAUUUUUAAGGGAGAGGAUAGCUGGGCCGAAUUGAUGGAAGUUAACCAUGAUGACAAAGUCGUCACAACCGAACACUUCGAUCUCUCUCAAGAGAUGGAACGCCUCACUUUGGAUUCCAUGAAGCCUAAAGGGAGGGAAGUAGAAAGACGCCUCACAUCUCCGGUCAUUAAUACCAGCCUUGAGACUAGAAAUAUUGCUUUUGAAAGAACUAAAUCCGGAUUCUGGGGCUGGAGGACAGAUAAAGCAGAAGUUGUUAAUGGUUACGAAGCAAAGGUGUACUCGGUAAACAAUGUAAGUGUGAUAACCAAAAUUCGAACAGAACAUUUGACUGAGGACGAGAAAAAGAGAUACAAAGCUGAUAGAAAUCCCUUGGAGUCUUUGCUGGGUACUGUGGAACACCAGUUCGGUGCUCAGGGGGACCUCACUACUGAGUGCGCAACAGCAAAUAACCCCACGGCCAUCACGCCUGAGGAAUAUUUCAACAAAGAUUUUGAUUUGAAGGACCGAGACAUAGGACGACCGAAGGAGCUCACGAUCAGAACCCAAAAGUUUAAAGCCAUGCUCUGGAUGUGUGAGGAGUUCCCCUUGUCUCUGGUGGAGCAGGUCAUUCCCAUCAUUGACCUGAUGGCCAGAACCAGCGCCCAUUUUGCUAGACUGAGAGAUUUCAUCACUCUGGAGUUCCCGCCUGGAUUUCCUGUCAAAAUCGAAAUUCCACUGUUCCAUGUCUUGAAUGCUCGGAUUACAUUUGGAAAUGUCAAUGGUUGCAGUACAGCUGAAGAGCCCAGCUCACAGAGCCUGGAAGGGGGUCACGCUGAUCCAGCUUCCCUCGUCUCUAACUUUGAGGUCGAUCAAUCGGUGUUUGAAAUCCCUGAAUCUUAUCACAUCCAAGACAACGGCAGAAACAUGCACUUGCAGGAUGAAGAUUAUGAAAUCAUGCAGUUUGCCAUUCAACAGAGCCUGUUAGAAUCCAGCCGGAGUCAGGACAUUCCAGGCCUGCCCGCCAACGGGGGACUUCCCAGUCCACAUGGCUAUGACUCCCAGUACGAAAGGGCUAUUCAGGAGAGUCUGCUCUCCAGCUCCAAUGGUUUCCGACCCAGCGCCAUGGAGGAGGCGAGGAACUUUGACAGCGACCUGCAGCUUGCCAUGGAGUUAUCUGCCAAAGAGCUGGAGGAGCAGGAGCUGCGGCUCCAAGAAGAGGAGGCUGAGCUGCAAGAAGUCCUGAGGCUUUCUCUCACCGAAAAAUAGACCCCUCUGGCCGCGGGGCUGGGGACACCCAGGCAGCUGCCUCCCUGCCGGGCGGAUUCGGAGGUGCGGCUGCUGGCGGUCCCCGUCCGAGAGGGUGGCAGGGGGAGCCGCUGGGCGUCCGGCCCGCAGAGUCUGGUCCGCACGAGCCACGCUGCGGGGUGCCUCGGCUCCAACUGGACCCCAGCCCGGACACCGCUCAGGUGUGAGUGAGGCGCCUGUUCUCGAGGGAUGCCGACGAGACGCUUCUGCAGUCAGGGUGCUCGUG
Gracilinanus agilis (Agile Gracile Mouse Opossum) is the source of this 2139-nucleotide messenger RNA. RefSeq names its product ankyrin repeat domain 13A (gene ANKRD13A). Gene Ontology annotation, cellular component: cytoplasm. Bases 99 to 1874 code for a protein of 591 amino acids. NCBI's taxonomy places the organism in Eukaryota, Metazoa, Chordata, Mammalia, Didelphimorphia, Didelphidae. The transcript is spliced from 15 exons. The record is from RefSeq and is a predicted model, not a curated record. Gene Ontology annotation, molecular function: protein binding.